Messenger RNA from Lolium rigidum, 1065 nucleotides. RefSeq names its product BTB/POZ and MATH domain-containing protein 2-like. The record is from RefSeq and is a predicted model, not a curated record. The transcript has a single exon. The coding region runs from base 1 to 1065 and encodes 354 amino acids. Gene Ontology annotation, biological process: protein ubiquitination. NCBI's taxonomy places the organism in Eukaryota, Viridiplantae, Streptophyta, Magnoliopsida, Poales, Poaceae. Gene Ontology annotation, molecular function: protein binding.
AUGGGCAACAACUCUACUUCUUCAGUUAAGAAGCCCAUCUCCGCCAUCUCCGAGACCUUGUCGAGGUGCUGGACAGAAGGCGUCACCACCGCCCACAACUUUGAGGUAAUGGAGUAUUCGCUGCUCGAAGGUAUGGGUGCCGGUAAGUUCGUUAGCUCGAGCAUGUUCACUCUCAGCGGCUAUGGCUGGAGAAUCAGGAUGUACCCUGAUGGGGAGAAGGAGGAGGACAACGCUGCCUAUGUGUCGGUUUUCUUGCGUUUCUACAGUGGGACACCGGAUGUGAAGGUGAAGUUCACUUUCAGUUUACUGGAGAAAGAUGGAAAAGAGAGUAAUCUUGUGAGCACAAAACAUACCUUUCUGUCAGUAGGUGCUUCUUGGGGCUACACCCAUUUUAUCGAAAAGUCCAAGCUGCAAGAACUGCUAUCCCGUAAUGACGAUUGCUUCACAAUCAGGUGUGUUUUGACUGUCAUAAAGGAAAUUCGCACAGAAGAUGUAAGCACAGUCAUUGUCCCAAUACCGGAGUCGAACCUGCACACACACUUCGCAAGCAUGUUGAAGGAUGGGGAAGGCGUGGAUGUGACAUUCAGUGUCGGCAAUCAACUCUUCAGUGCCCACAGAUGUGUGUUAGCCGCACGAUCACCGGUCUUCAAGGCAGAGCUUUUUGGUCAAAUGAAGGAGACCGCCAUGAAAUGCAUCAAGAUCGAUGACAUGGAACCUGCCAUCUUCGAUGCGCUUCUUCACUUCAUAUACACAGAUUCAUUGUCUGGUGAUUGCGAUGUUGAUCAAAGUGUGGCGUUGCAGCACCUGUUGGUUGCCGCGGAUCGGUAUGGACUGGAUAGGCUAAAGGCUAUUUGUGAAGGGAAGCUCUGCCUGAGAAUUGAUGUGCAAACAGUUGCAACCACCCUAGCUUUAGCGGAGCAGCACAACUCGGUGCAACUCAAACAUGCUUGUCUUGGAUACCUGUCUUCCUUGGAUGUGCUUCGAGUUGUCAAGGAGACUGAUGGAUUCAAGCAUCUUGCGGCAAGCUGUCCAUCGAUUGCCAUGGACAUUCUAGACAAGCUGUGA